This is a messenger RNA of Akanthomyces muscarius, 3243 nucleotides long. RefSeq lists its product as uncharacterized. Gene Ontology annotation, cellular component: spindle pole; centrosome; gamma-tubulin complex. Gene Ontology annotation, molecular function: acyltransferase activity, transferring groups other than amino-acyl groups; gamma-tubulin binding; microtubule minus-end binding. The transcript is spliced from 5 exons. The record is from RefSeq and is a predicted model, not a curated record. Gene Ontology annotation, biological process: cytoplasmic microtubule organization; mitotic cell cycle; spindle assembly. The coding region runs from base 1 to 3243 and encodes 1080 amino acids. NCBI's taxonomy places the organism in Eukaryota, Fungi, Ascomycota, Sordariomycetes, Hypocreales, Cordycipitaceae.
AUGGCUGGCCAAGCGAACGAGGCGAAUCUCUUCGCAGUGCCGGACUUCUGGCAAAAGUCGAAUUGGCUCCAAGACCUUGCAACGGAUCCCAAAGCCGACUUUUUCUCUUUACACAAAAGCGAUGACGCGACUACGAACGUCCAAGGCUCAUUUGCAACUGUUGCGCCGAUUGUCGCCGAACCAAAUGGACUCUUCAAUGCGCCUAUAUUCGAGAAUUGUGAGCCGGGCGAGCAAGAAUCACCAGCCGAUAAGACGAGCACAACUAGCGAGUCGAUAGAUGACUCGACAGUCGAGGCAGAUACGUGGAUGGACCUCGAUGAGCCUAUUAUCACGCCGCCCGCGCACCGAACGUGGGAUGCUUUCGAAGCAGGCACUGCAGCUCCGCCUGAGCCUCUAUUUCUAAGCGAAGCCGGAGCUUCGACAUAUGACGCUUUGCUCUCAUGGCCUACGGAUCCACUGAAUCUGAAGAACACAAAUGUUCCAGUCGUACAAACAAAGGCAUAUUUCUCCUCGCUGUUGUCUCUUGCGCUCGGCCAGCAGUCGCUGCUCUUUGUUCGAAACCAUUCAGGAAAGAAGUUUCGACCUGCGUUGCCCAAAUUUCGAAUAUCGGGGUACUCACGCGAGGUUCUGGCGGGUGUCGAAGAAGAAUGCCUAACAUGCGGUAUGCGAAUACUGGACCUGCGCUCAUUCAUCCAAAAAUCAUACGCAGGUGAAACCAGUCCAUGCCGCAUCGCUCUCGCGAGUGCUGUCAGUCAAAUACUGCAGGUGGUGCAUAAAUAUGUAACAGUCGACAAGGCGCAGCCUCAGUCGCUAUUACAACUACAGACGUCAGUAGCUUCAUUGGCGGCGAUAGUAAAGCCGCUGGUCAGGCUGAACGUGCAGCUGCGGCCGGAUAUGGGCGACCACGGUGUGCUAUCCGCCGUCUUUCAUCACGCGUCCCUCGCAGACGCUGAUAGUCGAUAUGUUCGCGAGAUGAUGCGCGAAGUCUUGCAACGCGUGUCAACACCCUGGAUUGAUUUUUUGCAGGAGUGGAUUGGGACAGUGGCUGAAAAGGGCAUUCCGUUGACCAAAUGCGAUGUUGGUGCGAGGAAAUGGUUUGUGAAAGUCGAUACAGAAAUAUACGUGGACGAUUUUGGACGACAAAUCGAAGACAUUGACUUUCGGCUUGAUCGCUCACGGAUGCCAGCAUUUAUACCCGAUGACGUUGCGCAGUCAAUAUUCGAGACUGGAAAGAAUCUGCGCUUUAUUAAGAGUCACCACCCUGAGCAUAUACUUGCCAAUACUCAGUUCACUCUUUCACAGAAGCCGCCAGAGAUAAGAUGGCUCUUUGACUGGAACGCUAUUUCGAGAGUUGAGCGGCAGGUAAAAGAGUUCAGAGAGAAGAUGCUGAAGGCAGUCAACGACUUUCGACUUGGGUCUGCGUCUAAUAUAGGCUGCACGCCUCAUGCCGCUUCGCCGAAAACGCAAGAGUAUAAUCUCACGUUCUUUGGUGUUGAUGAACAAGAAAUGGAGAACCGAAUCCAGGCAUCUAUGCAGCGUUUGCAACAGCCACUGAAAGACGGAACGACGCGCGACUCGCUGUCAACAAUCGUACGCCGCCAACUUGAUCAAGGCUUUUCUGACAGCUCGGGCAGCGGUAUCACGCCCCAUUGGUCAUUACUGCCGCUGCUUUCGUUCGGAGCUAUGGUGUCGGCACAGGCCCGCUCCAUCAACCACGAGCACAUGAGGCUCCUUUUCGUUAAGCACGACCUUCUUGGGCACUUGCGCCUAUAUAGGGACUUCCAUAUGCUUGGAAGUGGUCUGUUUUGUGCCAGGCUCUCACAAGCACUGUUCAACCCUGAUCUUGAGUCUGCAGAGAGACAGGCAGGUGUUGCUAGACAGGGCGGUGUGAUGGGCCUCCGCCUCGGCGGGCGUGAUACUUGGCCUCCUGCUAGCUCGGAAUUGCGUCUGGCAUUGAUGGGCAUUUUAUCAGACGCUUACUAUGAAGGCCGGCCCAAGUCGUCCAACAAUCUUGGCAGAGACGGUGAGAAACUUCCCGGCGACUUGAGCUUUGCUGUGCGAGAUCUCUCGGAGGAAGAAAUCAAGAAAUGCAUGGACCCAGAUUCUUUGGAGGCGCUGGACUUCCUGUGCUUACAAUACACCACACCGCCAGCGCUAAGCAGCGUUAUUACCCCGGUCAUUCUAUUGCAGUAUGACCGCAUCUUUCGGCUACUCUUGCGCGUCUUGCGAAUGAUGUACGUUGUCGAUGAAUUAUUUCGCCAGACUCUUUGGACCUCUCGACUGCACGGAUACGAACUAUCGGAUGACGAGUAUCGCUUUGCUCGAGAGGCUCGCAUUUUUGUCUCCAGUGUCGCAGGCUACUUUCUCGAUACUGCCAUAGCACUCCCUUGGCAGGCUUUCGAGAGCCGCCUUGAUCAGAUCCAAGCCGCUCUCGCGCGAUCUAGCAAUGACACCUUUACUGAACAACCGCCGAGUCCGCUUCAGCUGCAGCAGCUCCAUAGCAAGCUCCUGUACGCCAGUAUGGGCGGCCUCUUCCUGCGCAAGAGACAGCAGCCGAUACUGAAUCUUUUGGAAGAUAUCUUCAACGGCAUUUUGGAGUAUGCCAAAGCUGCCAAAGCGAGCGAGUCUACAGACCAGUCAGGAACAAGGCUUGCGUCAGAUAUGUAUCACGAGUUCAAGCAAAAGGUGCAAGUCUUCAUUACCCUGGUCCCUUUCUCGAUUGAGGGACAUGCCGAGCGCUUCUAUGACAUCACGAACACCACGAUGAGAUUUACACAAGAUCCCGCUGGCGAGGUUGCCGGCCUAUUUUCGUACGAGCACGCCGACGACGAUAGCCUCUGCGUUGAGAUUGGUCACGUGCGCGUCGCGCCUGCAUAUCAGCGCAAGGGCAUCGCUGUCAUAGCCACGGCGCUGAUGUUGCGGUACGCCAUGGACACCAUCGAGCAGGGCGGCCUAGGCCUCGUUCGCGUAGGCUGGGGCGCCAGCACCGUCAACGAUGCCUCGAUCCGCGUCGCGCGCAAGGUGGGCUUCGGCGAGAUUGGGACGAUACCGUACCAGCGCGUGAUCAAGAAUGGAAUGGCCAGGAACAAGAUGGGCAAUGGUCGAAGACUGGCGCCGCGGGCCCAGGCUGGUGAUUUGUGGAGAGACGUGGUCAUGUUCUGCAUAACGUGGGAGGAGUGGGAAGCCGAUAAAAGAGAUGUUGCAAUGCGGCUGUUGGGAGAUGGCUCGCAUGUGGAUAAAUGA